This is a messenger RNA of Sitophilus oryzae (rice weevil), 2358 nucleotides long. RefSeq names its product phenoloxidase 1-like. Gene Ontology annotation, molecular function: oxidoreductase activity. The coding region runs from base 248 to 2296 and encodes 682 amino acids. The transcript has a single exon. The record is from RefSeq and is a predicted model, not a curated record. NCBI's taxonomy places the organism in Eukaryota, Metazoa, Arthropoda, Insecta, Coleoptera, Curculionidae.
AGUCCAUAAUACUUGUCAAUAAUAACAUUAAAUUAAUCUGUUAUUAAUAUUUAAAAAUUAACAUUUUUUAAGUGCUUUGAAAUCUCAAAAGCAAUUUGUUUACAACACAGAAUUUUUGUAAUCAAUAAAACCACCAAAUUUUUAAAAUAUUUUGCGGUACAAACAUCCGAAAAUUUCACUAUAAAAUCACCUGAAGUCAAUCAAUCCACUCAGUAAACUCUUUCAUUUCGAAUUUUAAAGUUCUUCAAUGGCGUUCAACAAGAAUAACAUCCUGCUGCUCUACGACAGACCUAAGGAACCAAUUUUCAUCCCUAAGGGUGACGAAAGAAAAGGUUUUGACGUCCCUGCCGAGUACUUUAGUGACAGAUACCGUCCUUUAGGAGCUCAACUGUCCAACAGAUUUGGUGAAGAAGCCAAUGAAGUCAUUCAAAUUACCAGAAUUUCCAUUCCACCUCUAACUGAGAUUCUUGAACUGGCUCGUGAUGAAAACUUUUCUUUAUUUCUUCCCAAACACCGUACCUACGCCGGAAGGAUGAUUGAUAUAUUCCUGGGAGUUCGAAAUGUAGAAGACUUGCUUUCUGUAGCUGCCUAUGCCAGGGAUAGAGUGAACCCUUACUUAUUCAACUAUGCUCUAUCCGUUGCAUUACUUCAUCGAGAAGAUACUCAAGACCUCGAUGUUCCAUCAAUCAUAACAUCGUUUCCUGACAAGUACGUUGACAGUAAAGUGUUUGAAAAAGCGCGUGAGGAAGCCAACAUCGUUCCCGAAGGCUCCAGAAUGCCCAUCGAAAUUCCCAAGGACUUUACAGCUUCUGACUUAGAAGAGGAACACCAAUUAGCUUAUUUCAGAGAAGACAUCGGUGUAAACCUCCACCAUUGGCACUGGCAUUUGGUUUAUCCCUUCGAAGGUGCUCUCACUGUAGUAAACAAAAACCGUAGAGGUGAGUUAUUUUACUAUAUGCACCAACAGAUCGUGGCUAGGUACAAUGUUGAGCGUUUCUGUAACAAAAUGAAGAGAGUAGAACGCCUCAUUAAUUGGGACGAACCAAUUAGAGAAGCUUACUUUCCUAAGCUUGACAGUUUGGUAGCUAGUAGGUCAUGGCCUGCUAGAGUUAAAAAUCAAAGACUCUCGGAUGUUCGCAGGGAGAUAGACGGUGUUAUUGUUGACAUUGAUGACAUGAGAAGAUGGAGGGAUAGAAUAUAUGCAGCCAUACAUGCUGGAGUGGCUAGAGAUAGAAACGGACGGGAUGUUCCAUUAACUGAAUUUGAAGGUAUUGAUAUUCUUGGUAAUAUGAUCGAAUCUAGUAUUCUAUCCAUCAAUAGAGACUUUUAUGGCGACAUGCACAAUACCGGACAUAUCAUGCUUUCUUAUAUUCACGAUCCUGAUCAUCGUCAUCUUGAAUCCUUUGGUGUUAUGGGAGAUUCAGCAACAGCAAUGAGGGAUCCAGUAUUCUACCGGUGGCACGCCUUUGUUGACGACAUGUUUCAAGAAUUUAAAGCAACCCUUCCAAGAUACACAGUAAAUCAACUUAAUAACCCUGGAGUAACUGUCGUGGAGGUCGAGGUUCAGACCCAAGGAGGUCAUCCAAAUAUUUUACAAACUUUCUGGCAACAAUCUGACGUGGAUCUUUCCAGAGGUAUGGACUUCCAACCUAGAGGAGCUGUUUUUGUUAGGUUCACUCACCUCCAGCACAGACCUUUUAUGUAUAACAUUGCUGUAAUGAGCGACGCACCUAGACAAGCAACCUGUCGAAUAUUCCUUGGACCGAAAUUCGACGAACGAGGUAAUCCGUGGUUGUUUAGAGAUCAGAGACUUCACUUUAUUGAACUUGAUAAGUUCAUGGUGAAUUUGAGACAAGGACCCAACACUAUAGUUCGUACUUCUGAACAAUCUUCUGUCACUAUACCGUUCGAAAGAACUUACAGGGACUUAGAUGCUUCUAGGCCUCAAGGAGGAAAUCAGCUGGCUCAGUUUAAUUUCUGUGGAUGUGGAUGGCCUGAUAAUCUCUUGAUACCCAAAGGAACUGUGGACGGUUACAAAUGUCAAUUAUUUGUAAUGAUUUCCAAUGUGAACGAUGAUCUAAUACAGCAGGAUGUUUCUGGACAGUGCAACGACUCAUAUUCUUAUUGUGGUCUUAAAGAUAAACUCUACCCAGAUAAAAGGUCUAUGGGAUAUCCAUUUGACAGGAUGCCCAGAGAUGGAGUGGAUACUUUACAGCAAUUUCUAACUCCAAAUAUGAGGGUGCAAGAUAUAUCUAUAGUCUUUGAGAAUAGAACAUUUAAACCCCGUCAAUCUUAAAGAUUUAUUCUGUUUUUUUUAUGGUAUAUAUUAAAUAAAAUAAAUGUUUUAAACUACUACAG